AAAUCAACUCGCUUACCGUAGGCACGUCGCGAUGUGACGUCGCAACGGCGCGUGUGACUUGCGAAAUGGAGAAAGGAGCAGUUCUUACAAAACAAGCCUCAUUAUCGGAGCAUUUUGGGCUUAAAUAAAACCAAAACAUCAACUAGCAACAACACAUCGACACCUUCGGACUGGAAACUACAACAGCAGCCGACAUAAACCUCAUGAAAUGAAGCACUCGGUAGGAUGAUCAGCAAUCAAGAAGAAGAUGAGUUUGUCGCGGUCCGGGUCCAAGAUCCCCGCACGCAGAACGAAGGCUCCUGGAAUUCUUAUGUGGAUUAUAAAAUAUUCCUACAUACCAACAGCAAAGCCUUCACGGCCAAGACGUCGUGCGUGCGUCGGCGUUACAGCGAGUUCGUCUGGCUCAGGAAGAAGCUCCAGAAGAACGCUGGCUUGGUGCCAGUCCCUGAACUUCCAGGAAAGUCCUUCUUCUCCUUCAGCAAUGAGGAUUUCCUGGAGAGAAGAAGGAAAGGACUUCAGGCCUUUUUGGACAAUGUGGUGAGCAUGACGGUCUGUCUGUCAGACAGCCAGCUCCACCUCUUCCUGCAGACCCAGCUGCCAGUAGGUCACAUCCAGGACUGCGUGCAGGGCCACACGCCCUACUCUGUGACGGACGCCAUCCUCACCUACGCCUCGUCCAAUCGGGGCUUUGCUCAGGCUCAAGAGGACGAUUCCAUCAAGGAGCCAAGUUUGACUGUUUCUUACGAGUCCAUGGAGAGCCCAGCUCCUCAUCAACCUAAAGAGAUCUUCAGCCCUGAGCUUUUGUCCUGUGAUGACUCGGACCCUCUUGAAGGUUUACUGGAGGUCUGUGAUAAGCUCACAGUUGAGUUACCCAACAAGAAGAAAUCCUCAGUAAGGGUCCGUCAGAAAAACAAUCAUCUAGAGGCCGUUGUUGAGGACCCUAGCCCGACAGAGGUGACAUUUUUUGUGGGUGAAAGCCAAGAUGUUGCUGAGAGUCUCGGCCCUGCAGAACAGACUCCGCAGAGAUGCUGUCAGAUACAAACACCAGUGGAGGUGCACUCGCCCAUGGGGACCGACUUUGAGGAGAACAGGAUGGACAGCUUGUUCGAGGGGUGUUCAGUAAGAGAGGAGAGCGUUACGACAUUAGAUACAGAAGAAAAAACUGUUCCUCUUCCAGACACAGAGAAAAAGGCUGAUCAGUGGGAAGGUUCGGCGGAGCCAAAGAUGGAAAAGGUUUUAGAAAAGCUUGUAAUCUCUGAAGUUAGUGCUAUCGACGUGUUUGAGACCACUGGGGUUCAUGGUGAAGAUGUCAGCCGCCCAGAGGGGUUUAAGAAUUUAGACGAACACAAAGAGCCAGACAACAACAAAAGUGAUGAAUCGGAGAGCGAAGAGGAGACGCCACUUCAGUCAGAAAUCCAUGAAGACACUAACAAUGUGCACAGUGUCCCGGAGGUGCAAAGCAGUGCCGAUGACGCCGUUCAACAAGUGGACCAAGUCGAACAGGAAGAGGAUCUGGUUAGGACCAAAGAGGACAGCGACGAGGAGAGCCACUCAAUUUGCAAUGAGAGCAUCAUCAAAGUCAGCGAUGAAGAAAGCGUUUGUGAAGAGGCUGAGGACUCAAUCCAGGCUGCGAAUGGUUACAUAAGGACGUCCCCUGAGGACGUCCCCCACUGGUCACAUGUAGAUGCCUCUACUAGAAACAUUUUGGACCUACACAUGAAUGGACUCCCUUUGGGAGAAGAGGAAAUGCAAUACAUUGACAACAAAAGUGAGUUGAAACAAUUUCUGGAUUUGAACUCGACUGUAACUGGUGUCGAUUUGACUGAAAAUAGUGACUUCAGCAUCUUAGAGAGCAGCAGCGCGCCUGGAUUAGCUCGAGGUAACUGCAUGGAGCAGGAAACCUUGUCCUCGCGGUCUUUGGACGCCUCAGAGGGGACUCACGAGGUGGCGGUGCAUUGCUUAGACAGCUGAAUGACACAACAGGGGGGGGGGGGUGCACGCUCACAGAGUCAGAGAAAGGGAUUAUGGGAAUUGUUGUCCGCCAAAGACACAUUGGAUCAAACACACAUGCAUAAAACAUCUGCUCAUUAUACACACCAUUGUCACAUUGUAGUUGAUCCGGGCUGUCACACGUGUUAUAGGUUUAACUCACUUUUAUUAGUGUUUAAUUUUAAAAUGUGCAUCUUCAUUUACACUCAAGAAUACUAAAUAUUGAAACUGUUUUUCUCCUCUGUUGUUGAGGAUUUGCUUUUUGGGAACAGCAGAGGGAGCUCAAGGUAAAAGCAUACAAGCAUCUUAGGGUUGAAGCUUUUGUUGUUUGGUAAACAUAAAUUGUGAUUUUACGUACGUUCAUUUUAACUUUAAUGUGAUUGCUCUGAAAUGUAGUCAUGUUAUGUUUUAUUCCAGAGAUAAAUAGCAGAAAUAUACACUUGAAUUAAACCUUUUUUUCAAGUGUGUGUAUUAACACUCAAAUCUGUGUGCACUUUUAAAGAGUUUGUGUUUGCUGUUAUUGAGCCUGUU
Messenger RNA from Etheostoma cragini (Arkansas darter), 2520 nucleotides. RefSeq names its product sorting nexin 11 (gene snx11). The record is from RefSeq and is a predicted model, not a curated record. Gene Ontology annotation, molecular function: phosphatidylinositol binding. Lineage: Eukaryota; Metazoa; Chordata; Actinopteri; Perciformes; Percidae. The transcript is spliced from 7 exons. The coding region runs from base 226 to 1971 and encodes 581 amino acids. Gene Ontology annotation, biological process: intracellular protein transport.